ACCAGCAUUCUUUCAGGACACCUGAAAGGGGCGAGGAUCCAAGUUUAUACCAAGGUUAUACCAAGGUAAAAGCGAAAGGCCCAGCUUAUACCAAGGUCUUCAUCACUCCCCGACGCACCAAGAAACACACAGAGAGACUAGGAUUUCUUCAACUUCGAAGGGUCGGUAACAGGGAUGAAAGCAAAAGAGCUGAUGCAGAAUGUUGAAAGUGAAGAAGUUAAUAUUUAUCCGAAACAACACGUGAUUGCCCCUGAAAAGAAAGAUGAAUUUGGGGGUUUAGGUGGAGAGAAGCAAGGAGAGAAUCAUGAAGGUGAAGGGAAAUCUGAUCUGGGACUAGUAGAAAAAGUCACUGCCUUGGAAAAGAAAAAUGAAUUUGUGGAUUUAGUUGGAGAGCAGCAAGAACAUAAUUGGGGGCCUGAAGUGAAAUCUGAUCUGGGACAAGUAAAAAAAAUCAAUGCCUCUGAUAAAAAAGUGGAAUCUGUGGAUUUAGUUGGAGAGCAGCAGGAACAGAAUCAUGAAAGUGAAGUGAAAUCUUAUCUGGAACAAGUAGAAACCAUCAGUGCCUCUGAGAAAAAAGUGCAAUAUGUGGGUUUAGUUGCACAGCAGCAUGAACAGAACUGUGAAGGUGAAGUGAAAUCUGAGUUGGAACAAGCAAGAAUUGGCUUUGCAAAGAAAGGUGAACUUGAGGCUUUAGAUGAUGAGCACCUAAAUCAGAAUCGUGAAAGAGAUGAAGAGGUGUUCUAUCUGAGACAAGUAAGUAGCUUGAUUGCUGAUGACAACAAAGAUGAACUUGUGGGUUUGCUCAAAGAGAAGCUAGAAAGGAAUGUUUCUGGGAUCUCUUCUCUUAAACUGGAGAGUUUGUUGACCAUGGUUUGUCAAUGCAGAGCAAAGAGUUGUGCUACUGCUCUUGUUGCAGGAGAGGCUGGACUAAAAUUAGAUCUCCAUGCCAAACUGAGUAGUGGAGAAUACCCAUUGCAUGUUGCUGCUCAUAAUCUGUCAUUUGAACUAGUAAACUUGUUUCUCCAACUAGGAGCACAGACAAAUGUAGUUGGUAGCAGCGGGAAGCUCCCAUUGCACAUGGCAGUUGAGGCAAUAAGCCGUCAUGACUUUCUUGCCGAUUGGAUCCCCAAAAAGUCCAUCCAUAAAUUAAUUUAUUUGCUUUGUUUACCAGAUCUGCACAAACCGCUGGAGGUCGUGAAGUUGCUUGCACAGAGUUCUGGAGAGGUUCAAUCAGUAGCCAAGCACUGUGUUGAAGAUGGGAAUCUUGUUCAGAUUGCUACAUUGCUGAUGGGGGCCAGGGAAAAGCUUCUGGAACCCGUUCCAGGCUAUGAAACUGAAGGUCCCAUCCUCGGGCUGUACAUUGCAAAGAAGUUGAGAUCAUUAACUUAUGAGGAGUUCAGACUGAUUGCAUAUGGUAAACGUGAAGAGAUUAGGCCUUUCAGGAGCAAGAAGAUGCACUUCUGUCUGCAGUAUCAUUGCUUCAAGUUUUUGAGUCGGCUGGUGGUGCCAUUCAGGACUACUGUCAUAGCAAUACUAGGAGUUCACUAAAUAAUAAAGUGGCAAAGGAUAUUCAUUGCUUGUUGUGGAAAUUUGGAUUUCUUGGGUCUGGGGAGCACAUAAACAGGUAAGCCUGUUCUUAGUUUUGUUUCAUAGUCUGUGUCAUUUCAUCACUCACAAUGGAAUUGUUUAGCGUUUCACUAAUUUCAGUUAUUGCUUCUCUUUUGCUUUUCAUCUUUCCCCUUUGCUAAAUUUUUAUGCUUUGGAAUGUGAUGAUACCCCGCUGUUGGGUGAGCAAGUUGUCUUUCAAAUUUGGGUAAGUUGGAGAAAGCAAAGCUCAUUCAAUCUGUUAAUCUGACGAGGAGCUUACCUGAGCUUGUACGGGGAAGUAGGAAGGCUGGAUCUCAGCUUACUCCACGGGUUUAUAGUCCCCUGAACCAGUCAUUCCAUUCUUGUACUUGGGCAAAUACUGCCAAAGGUGUCAAGCUUGUUUCACCAGUCCGAACUCAAGCGGAUGGAAUCAUCAAUCAGGCAAUGAAACCACUGAUGCGGAAGUUUACAACAGCAGCACAAAUGUCUGUCAUGGGUUUGAGCAUGAGGAGGAGGAUUCGAUACUGAGAAUGUUCCUGCGGUUAGGUUAGGUGGGUUAGGACUUUGGAUUGUUAGUUGUUACCCCCAUAUUGAGCUGGUAGAAUUGAUGUAUAUCUAGAUAUUGCCUCCUCCUCUACUAUGUAAUGCAUGUCGUUGUUUUGCCAAAAAGUCUGCCCUAAGAGACUUUUGGCAAAUAUUUGUGUGUUGCAACAAUCCAGCGUGGAUGGAAAGCUGCGAGGCUUCUAAUGAUUCACUGUUCCAACUAAAAUGUCUUUGACAUGUGUAGCCUAAGACCUUAACGUGCUCUGGGAUUUUCUGUUUGUAUAUUUCUUCAAUUUGAAGGUGUUGGUGCAACUAGCCCUGGCAUUGGCUGGCUAGUGUGCUACUUAUUUCUGU
Molecule: messenger RNA, 2484 nt
Organism: Coffea arabica (coffee)
Lineage: Eukaryota; Viridiplantae; Streptophyta; Magnoliopsida; Gentianales; Rubiaceae
Source: RefSeq, a predicted model, not a curated record